AUUUCAGAGAAGAAAAGAGCCGGUGAUCGGAGAGAGAGAGAGAGGGGAUGGGAACGAGACAAGUAUACGAAGAGAAGCUGAGGCGUGGGAAUCUUGAUUAUGAUCCGACUAUGAAUCCUGGUCUUGGUUCCGCUCGCUGUCCGCGUUGCCUUUCUCUCUUAAACCCUAAUUCAGAAAAAGGAGAGUGGGCGAUCACUUCAGUUUUGCACGAUGCUGCUGCUGUGGCUGGUUCUGGUAUUGGUGGCUUGCUUAGUGCCGUCCAUGCUUUCAACACAGGGAUCCCCUACCUUCAAAAUCGGUUUCCAGGGUCAAAACGGCUCUCCUUUCUUAUAGGGGUUCCAUUGCUGCUAGGAUAUUCAGGUGCAGGGGCUGCCUUUGGAGGUUAUGCGCUUCCGAAGUUUGCUCAGCUGACAGUUACCUCGUAUUAUGCAUCUUCAAGUGCUUCACAUUAUGGGAUCUCUAUGCUCACCCGCCGUAUCGAAGAAGCUCAUCUCUCUCGAACUCAGAAAGAAGAGGUUAAAUGAAGUCAUGCACAGAUAAACGAGAGUGUAUUCCACUCCCUGCUUGAACAGCUUCAUUUCAGAAUCUCUCCUUGUAUUUGUUUUUUUUCUUCUUCUUUUUGGUUACCUUGUCAAGUCAUACUCUUAAGAAACCACAUCUCUAUAAUGUUGAAUUCUUCGACAUAUUUAGACAAGAUAUAAUGUCUUUUAUGUCUUCUCAGUGGCUACCUAUUUCAAAUAAAUCUAACUUUU
Eutrema salsugineum is the source of this 752-nucleotide messenger RNA. RefSeq lists its product as uncharacterized. NCBI's taxonomy places the organism in Eukaryota, Viridiplantae, Streptophyta, Magnoliopsida, Brassicales, Brassicaceae. The record is from RefSeq and is a predicted model, not a curated record. Bases 48 to 524 code for a protein of 158 amino acids. The transcript has 6 exons.